UUAAUUUAAUUAGAUAGCUUGAAUUUCUCUUGUAGCGAAAAAGAAUAAUAUUUAUUUUUAGAUUAAAUUAAUGAUUAGAAAAAUAUUUUAGGCUCAUUUUAAUGAUACAGCCCUAUCGUAUACGAUACCUUUGAGCAUGCGCAACACGUUAAAGUGACGUAAUCGUUGUCACCUAUUUUUAACGUUUACAGUUUUUAUCCUUGAGUGCGGUUCUUUAUUCGAUAAAUAUAAUUUUUGUAAAUUUUUGUAUUUUUUCUUUCUUAAUAAUAGAAUAUAUUAUCAAAUAGUAUAGAUUACAAAAUUGUAUACAUGUUUGAGAAAACUAGUUUCAGGAAAAAUGGUGUUAAUCAAUUCGAAAAAGCUAUCAACAAUAAGGAGUCAAAAAGAAUGGGGUUAAAAGGAACAUUGACAAAAGAAUGGAUUAUUAUUUUUUUAGUAUUUUUAUUUUUAUUGUUGAUAGUCCUUGAGAAAAUAUAUUUUAAUUACGGAAUGUCUGUAGCAAACAUUCAAAGUAUAUUUAACAAACAAAGUGAUUUGCUACAUAUAGAUAUAUUGUCACAUCUAUAUGAUUUACCUAAUUUAUCAAGUAUCUCCGAUAUGUCUGAGUCUGUCGCCAAACAAUUAACAAUGACUGGUACACAAUUUAUAAAUACUACUAAUCAUUAUGAAAAAGCUAUUGCUGACGUAGUGAUAACAGUGUCUACAAAAUAUUGGUGGGUAAUAAGAGCAAUACUAAGUGGAAUGAUAACGACUAGUCUCAGUUGGUUAAUUAUUUAUAUGGAUAGUCGUAUCCCUGGAAUUGAUCCACCAUUUCCUCUUAACCUUUUAAGAAAAGGAGAAUACAGGAUACAAAUGAUAUCGCAGAUAAAUCUUAAUUAUCUUAUUGGUGCAUUAAUUGGAUUAUUAGUUUCUAUUUUCAUGUGUUUCGGGUGAUGCUUAUUUUGCUUCUUAGGAAAGAGCAAAUAAGGUUUGUGUCUAUAUAGACA
This is a messenger RNA of Vespa crabro (European hornet), 986 nucleotides long. RefSeq lists its product as uncharacterized. The transcript has 3 exons. NCBI's taxonomy places the organism in Eukaryota, Metazoa, Arthropoda, Insecta, Hymenoptera, Vespidae. The record is from RefSeq and is a predicted model, not a curated record. Bases 310 to 933 code for a protein of 207 amino acids.